Molecule: messenger RNA, 1591 nt
Organism: Malania oleifera
Lineage: Eukaryota; Viridiplantae; Streptophyta; Magnoliopsida; Santalales; Ximeniaceae
Product: lipase-like
Exons: 11
Coding region: 335-1384 (349 amino acids)
Biological process (GO): lipid metabolic process
Source: RefSeq, a predicted model, not a curated record
AAUCAACACUCCCACGCUUGCACGCCACAGCGAUGAUGCGUCACUUACCAAAAUGCCCACGCAUAGGGCCGCUAUCUGCGGUUCGAAACACGAAAGAGCUAUGGCAAAUUGGGAUAAAUAUAGUGGCAGUUUAGGCAACCAAAGAAAAUAUACAAAGGUCGUAAUAGACGGGAGCCAAUGAUACUCUAACAAAUCCGAGGGAGGGAGGAAAAGAAGACGAGCAGAGGACCUAACGAGAACCUGUAAUUUGACUCCUCGGUGUGCGGUGGCCGGAACACUGGCAACCCGAACUCGCCGGAGCUACGGACGGUUUUGGCAGAUUUUGGAACGCAUUAUGUGGCUUAAAGUGGCAGUAUUUGUAUGCUUAUUCGCGUUUUCAGGCGGCAGAGAACUGAAAGUCAAGCACUGGGGUCAUCUCCCCAGUUACAAUCACUCGCUUGCCACAAUAUUGGUGGAGUAUGCUUCUGCUGUGUACAUGUCAGAUUUAACCGAACUAUUCAGUUGGACAUGCCCAAGAUGUGAUGAUAUGACUGAGGGAUUUGAGAUGAUUGAGCUGAUUGUCGAUGUCCAGCAUUGCUUACAGGCAUAUGUGGGGUUGGCAAUGGAUCUUAAUGCUAUCAUAAUUGCAUUUAGAGGCACUCAAGAACACAGCAUACAGAAUUGGAUUGAAGAUCUCUACUGGAAACAGCUUGAUUUAAAUUACCCUGGCAUGCCUGAUUCAAUGGUGCAUCAUGGAUUUUACUCUGCUUAUCACAACACAACCAUACGUCCUGGCGUUUUAAAUGCUGUUAAAAGAGCAAAGCAAUUAUAUGGUGAACUUAACAUCAUGGUGACAGGACAUUCAAUGGGAGGGGCUAUGGCAUCCUUUUGUGGACUUGAUCUCGCGGUUAAUCAUAAAGCUCAGAAUGUUCAGGUUAUGACAUUUGGACAACCUCGUAUUGGAAAUGCUGCUUUUGCUUCUUACUAUAGCCAAGUCGUGCCAAAUACAAUUCGAGUCACAAAUGAACAUGAUAUUGUGCCUCACCUGCCUCCAUAUUAUGCUUAUUUUCCACAGAAGACAUACCAUCACUUCCCAAGGGAGGUGUGGCUUUAUAACAUUGGAUUGGGAAGUCUAGUUUAUGAAGUUGAAAAAGUCUGUGAUAGUUCUGGUGAAGAUCCAACUUGUAGCAGGUCAGUGGCUGGGAACAGCAUCUCAGACCAUUUAGUGUACUAUGGUGUUGAAUUAGAGGCCGAGACAUGGGGUUCAUGCAGAAUUGUGAUGGAUCCUGUCAUGGCAAAAUAUAGCAGAGCAGAUCUUAGUGGCAAUUUUGUUUUAUCCAAGGAUCCUGCGGCUUUUAUUCUAGGAGUGCAUGCAGAGUCCGAUGGUGGGACAAACUUUGUUUAGGAUUUCUCGACUGCGGUACCUCUUGCAAGAUCCAUGUAGGAUAAUUGGGAAAUUUCUAUACCCCAAAUUGGCCUAUGUAUUCUUUUGUAUAUAACCCUUGCUUUAGGGGUUGCCCAUAAAUGUGGGCUGCUGUCUAUAAUAGUUGCUGAAAUGUGUAUAGUAAAUAUGAAAAUUAAUGAUGUGAUUGCCAGAUAACUGUUCUCACAA